Molecule: messenger RNA, 3318 nt
Organism: Penicillium egyptiacum
Lineage: Eukaryota; Fungi; Ascomycota; Eurotiomycetes; Eurotiales; Aspergillaceae
Source: the annotation of a GenBank genome assembly
AUGGCCGAGACCGAGCAGCGUCAGCUCGCGUAUUGGCUGGAGCAGCUCGAGGGAAGCCAGCCCGCCGAGCUGCUCUGCGACAAGCCCCGGUCGGCCAUCUCCUCUGGGAAGGCGCAGGUCCACCACUUCGCCCUCGAUGACCAGCUUUACCAGGAGCUCCAGGCCUUCUGCCAGACACACCAGGCCACUCCCUUUGUGGUGCUCCUCGCCGCUUUGAGGGCGACGCACUACCGCCUCACCGGUGUCGACGAUGCCACCAUUGGCACACCCAUCCCCAGCAACACCAACCUCCUAUGCGUUCGCACCACCGUCGAGCCAGAGGACUCGUUCCAUGCUCUCGUCCAGCGCGUCCAGCAAACCAACAGCGCGGCCUCUAGCAACCAGGAUGUCGCCUUCCAGAAGAUCGUCUCGGAGCUGCGUCCCGGCGCCGCUGACCGGCCCCGUAACCCGCUCGUUCAGACGAUAUUUGCAGUUCACUCGUCAGAAGAUGCCAAUAGCCCACGGCUCGACGGUAUAACGGUAGCCACGUCCAAAUUUAACAUUGAAUUCCAUCUCAUCCAGGAGGCUCAGCGCAUGAGCGGUCACAUCAUCUUCUCGGAUGAUCUGUUUGAAGCUUCGUCCAUCUUCUUCGUCGAGUCCGUCUUCACUGAGGUCCUCGGCCGUGGCCUCAAGACACCCGAGGCCCUCGUCUCGAAAUGCCUCUCACCCAGGGUCUCUCAGCACUGGCCGAUAUGGGCCUCACAGAUGUUGCGCGCACCGAUUACCCGCGCGACUCCAGCGUCGUCGAGCUCUUCCGGAGACAGGUCUCUCUCAGCCCCAACGCCGUUGCCGUCAAGAACGCAUACUCCCAUCGGCGUACCCAUCAGCAACUCGGGCGCCUGCAUCAUGGACCCGGAGCAGCGCCUCGUGCCUCCUGGCGUCAUGGGUGAGCUCAUCGUCACUGGCGACGGUCUCGCCCGUGGAUACACCAACGCGGGGCUCAACAAGAACCGCUUCGUGCAUGUGGCCAUCAACGGCGAGUCUGUCCGCGCCUACCGCACCGGUGACCGAGUGCGCCACCGCCCUUCGGACGGCAUGAUCGAGUUCUUUGGCCGUGUGGACUUCCAGGUCAAGAUCCGUGGUCACCGCAUUGAGCUGCCCGAGAUCGAGCAUGCUCUUCUGCGCAGCGAGUCUGUCAGCGAUGCCGUGACUCUGGUGCACCAACCUGAGGGCGAGCCGGCGGCGCUUGUUAGCUUUGUCACUGUUCAAGGUGAUAUCGCGGAUGCCGCUGCUCAGCAGGACUCUCAGGACCAGAAGGACACCGGCGACGACGGCCGACUCGAGAACCAGGUCGAGACUUGGAGGGAUCUGUUCGAGAAUGGCACCUAUACCGACAUCAACACAAUCGACACCACCAAGGUCGGCAGAGACUUUAUGGGUUGGACGUCCAUGUACGACGGCGAGCUCAUCGACACCGCCGAGAUGAACGAGCGGCUGGAUGACACCAUACACCACAUGAACCGCAAUGGCGGACAGCCACGCAAUGUCCUAGAGGUCGGAACCGGUACGGGUAUGAUCUUGUUCAAUCUCAUCGACAACCUUAACAGCUAUGUCGGGCUUGAUCCGUCUGCGUCUGCCGCUGCUUUCGUCAACAAGAUGGCCCAAGCAAGGCCUGCCCUGGCUGACAAGGUCAACGUGCGCGUAGGCACCGCCAUCGACGUCGACUCCCUGGGCGAGCUUAAUCACCCUGACAUGGUGGUGAUUAACUCGGUAGCACAGUACUUCCCCACGCAAGAGUACAUCUCCUCCGUAGUAGACAAGUUGCUAGCCAUUGACGGCCUGGAGCGCAUCUACUUUGGCGAUAUGCGCUCCUGGGCCAUCUACCGCGACUUCUGCACUACCAGGGCCCUGCACCAACUAGGCUCCUCUGCCACCAAGGAAGCAGUGCGACACGAGCUGGCCGAGAAGGCUGAGGAGGAGGAGGAGGAGUUCCUCGCCGACCCGGCCUUUUUCACCAGCUUGAUGAACCGCCUGCCAGAGAUUGUCGAGCACGUCGAGAUUCUUCCCAAGCGCAUGAAGGCCGCCAACGAGCUGAGCUGCUACCGUUUCGCGGCCGUCAUCCACAAGCGCCAGGCCGGUCAGCCCGAGACUAUCCAGGAGAUCAGCGAGGGCGCCUGGGUCGAUUUCAAGGCCAAGCAGCUGGAUCGUGCUGGCUUGUUAGGCCUCCUGCAGGCGUCCUCGGCCGCUUCCACAGUUGCCGUGAGCAACGUGCCCUACAGCAAGACCAUUCUCGAGCGCCACAUCGUCGACUCGCUUGACGACGAGACCGAGGAGGGAGCCGACUGGUUCUUGUCACAGCGUGAGGCUGCCGAGCGCUGCCCAGACCUGUCAGCUUUGGACCUGGCUGAGCUGGCUGAACAGGCUGGCUUCAAAGUCGAGCUGAGCUGGGCGCGCCAGCCUUCCCUUCGCGGCGGCAUGGACGCCGUCUUCCACCGCGUCGAGGGUCUGCGCCCCUUGUUCCGCUUCCCGACUGAGCACGAGUGCCGGUCCAACGAGUCUCUGACGAACAGUCCCCAGCGCCGUCAAGAGGCCCAGGUGGUCGAGGCUCUGCUCAAGACAGCGCUGCAAGCCUCGCUGCCCAAGUACAUGAUCCCUGCACGCAUCGCCGUGCUGGACAAGAUGCCCAUCAAUGCCAACGGCAAGGUGGACCUCAAGCAGCUGGCCAGACUAGCGAGCGUGUUCGCCAAGGCGACCAAGGGCUCUCGCCAGAUCGUGGAGCCGCGCACAGACCUGGAGCGUUCCGUGUGCGAGGAGCUCUCCAGUGUGCUCAACAUCGAUGCCGUCGGCAUCACCGACAACUUCUUCGACCUUGGCGGCCACUCGCUCAUGGCCCCGCGUGUUGCCGCGCGCAUCAACCAGCGCCUGAAUGCAACUAUCCUCCUGCGUGACGUGUUCGCCCACCCUGUGGUUACUGACCUGGCCAAGAAGGUUGGCGAGUCGCUGGGCGAUUCGCGCCAGGACAAGGAGGAGCUGCUGACCAUGUCGCUGGCUACCAAGCUGCGACACUUCAACUUUGUUGCCCGUCCGCAGUGCGUCAAGUCGCUAGGCAUCGCCAGUGAGGACAUCGAGGAGGUUCUGCCCGCCACCGGUGUCCAGACCCGCAUGCUCGUCUUCGUCGAGGCCGAGGAGAUGAACAUCACCAAGCCCCCUGCAUCGAGCACUUUGUUUACCACGUGCCCGACGAGCUCGACCCCGCCCGCCUUAAGCAGGCCAUCUUCGACGUCACCAAGCGCCACGACGCCUUCCGCACCGUCUGGGUGCAGGUUGAGCACCCCCUGA